Messenger RNA from Rhincodon typus (whale shark), 2605 nucleotides. RefSeq names its product RAP1 GTPase activating protein a (gene rap1gapa). Gene Ontology annotation, cellular component: cytoplasm. The transcript is spliced from 23 exons. The record is from RefSeq and is a predicted model, not a curated record. Gene Ontology annotation, molecular function: GTPase activator activity. NCBI's taxonomy places the organism in Eukaryota, Metazoa, Chordata, Chondrichthyes, Orectolobiformes, Rhincodontidae. Gene Ontology annotation, biological process: activation of GTPase activity; regulation of small GTPase mediated signal transduction. The coding region runs from base 24 to 2276 and encodes 750 amino acids.
GAGAGACACUGAAAGCUGCUGCCAUGCCUGCCAGGAAUAUUAAAAUCCGUGCUCUGGUCAUCUUAAUCAGCCUGCUUCACAGAACAAGGAGGAAGAAGUGUUUAAGGAAACAUGAUGGAGGAGAUCACAACAUCUCCAACUCAUUAGAACCACCAAGUCCAGAAUCACAGCCUUCGUACUCUGCACGGUCGUAUCUCAAGAACACUGACUUCUUUGAAAUGAUUGAAAAGAUGCAGGGAUGCAGAAUGGAUGAACAGAGAUGCCCUCUUCCACCACCUCUCAAAACAGAAGAAGAUUACAUCCCUUACCCUAGUGUUCAUGAGGUCCUCCAACGUGAGACUCCUUAUCCUAUUAUCCUGCUCCCUCAGUUUGGAGGUUACUGGAUCGAGGGAACAAAUCAUGAAAUUAAAAGCCCCCCUGAAACAGAGCAGCUGUCAUCUCCUGCAUCCAAACUCAAACUGGAAUGUAACACCAUCGCCAAACUCUACAGGAAACAGUUCUUGGGAAAGGAACAUUUUAAUUAUUACUGCAUCGACAGUGUACUCGGCCAUUUGGUGUUCUCUGUCAAGUAUGAUGUCAUUGGCGACCAGGAACACCUCCGGCUGCUGCUAAGAACCAAACACAAAACCUAUCAGGAUGUUGUUCCGAUAUCUUGCCUCACUGAAUUCCCCAAUGUGGUUCAAAUGGCGAAGCUUGUUUGUGAAGAGGUAAAUGUGGACCGUUUCUUCCCUGUUUUAUACCCUAAGGCCUCUCGGUUAAUUGUAACAUUUGAUGAACACGUCAUCAGCAACCAUUUCAAAUUUGGGGUUAUUUAUCAAAAGUUUGGCCAGACUUCAGAGGAAGAGUUAUUUACCAACAAUGAAGAAAGCCCUGCCUUUGUCGAAUUUCUGGAGCUGUUGGGUGAGAAAGUUGAGCUGCAGGACUUUAAAGGCUUUCGUGGAGGCCUGGAUGUUGCACAUGGCCAAACAGGAACAGAGUCGGUUUAUACCAAAUUCAGGAGCAAAGAGAUUAUGUUCCAUGUUUCCACAAAACUCCCGUACACUGAAGGUGAUGCACAACAAACGCCAUCAAUGGUGGAGCAAAGGACACUAGGAUUUAGAUUGAAAUUGGGGAGACAGUGGUGCAGUGAUGAUGUCACUGAAUUAGUAACCCAGACGACACAGGGUCCUGAAUUUCAGGAGUUCUUGCUCACAAAACUCAUUAAUGCAGAAUAUGCUUGCUAUAAGGCAGAAAAGUUUGCUAAAUUAGAGGAGCGGACCAGGUCAGCCCUGCUGGAGACUCUCUACGAAGAGCUCCAUGUAAACAGUCAGGCAAUGAUGGGCCUUAGCAACGAGGAUGAAAAGAUUGAGAAUGGAGGGAGUGGAGGAGGAGGAGGUUUCUUUGAAUCCUUUAAGCGGGUGAUUAGAAGUCGAAGCCAGUCGAUGGAUGCCAUGGGUCACAGCAAUAAGAAACAGAACACUGUCUCUACGAGUCACAGUGGCAGUUUCACCCACAACACAGGAGAAACCAUCAAAGGCCCUAGCAUUUCGUUGCUUGUGCCUGGAAAAAGCCCAACUAAGCACGGACGUCGAGGCAGUGCUAUAGGCAUAGGAACAAUAGAAGAGUCAUUGAUUAUUCCUGGAAAAAGCCCAACGAGGAAGAAAUCUGGACCUUUCAGCUCCCGCCGCAGCAGCGCCAUCGGAAUAGAGAACAUUCAAGAGGUAGUGGAGAGAAGAGAGAGCACAUCAAGUACCCAGAAGACCCCAGACAGUGGUCAUGUCUCACAGGAACCAAAGUCUGAAAACUCAUCCAAUCAGAGUUCUCCAGAGAUACCCACCACCAAGAACAGAGCCAUAAUAAAUCAGAAAGCUUCAACUGAUGGUCAGGAUCUCUCGCGAUCAUCUUCGAAUGCCAGCAGCUUUGCCAGUGUCGUGGAGGAGAAUGAAGUUCUUGAAGAUUAUGACACUGGAAUGGACAGCCUUUCUUCGGUUGGAACGCCUCAUAAAAGGGACUCGUUCACCUACACCACAUGGUUGGAUGACAGUGUGAGCAUGAUGAGUGCAGUGAGUGCGGGCAGCUUGGCAGGUGGCCCACGGCCAGUCCUGGAUGGUAACCGAGCCAAUGACUUACCGAGACCAGAAAUCAAAAUUAAACUCGAGAGAACCGAGCAGCAGAAACUCAACCAGAAUUACCAAAAAAGACACAAGCUUAUGGAGUUGAGGAGAACCCGAAUGUCUGCCACAAAUGAAGAUGACGCCUUACACUCUAAAGGAAACCAGCAGAAACCAGGAUUGUAAAAAUGAAGAAUUUAUUUGGAAUUUAGAAAUAUAUUCUCAAACUGCAUUGCACUUUGUUGGAGAUUCAGUUUCAACUGCCUCUGUGUGAAACUAUUGUGAUUGUCUAAGUCUUGUGUUUUGGUGUUAAUAUUGUCAUUGGACAUAGUGUAAAAGCACAAAUGGUGAAGUGAGUGGCGCACGAUCAAUGCUGUCAAACACUGCAUUAGGCCUAUUUAUGGAUUGUUGCUGUGUUUUGGUGAUUAUUUGCUAAAGCUGGCUAGAUAUCAUCACUUUUGAAUGGAAAAGAUGUAAAUAUGCUUUUGUAAAUAAUGCGAAAUAAAAAUCUUAAA